CUCCAGGGAUCAGUCAUUAAAGUUGUUGACAGUCGUAAAGAAUGGCGAUACCUGACAGGUGGCGUAAAUAUCUUGUGAUAGUGGGUGGGGUGCUGGUGCAUCUCACUCUCGGAACAGUUUAUACGUUCGGCAACCUGAACCCAUACCUGACCUCGUACAUCCGGAAGUACAGCAGCCCCAGUAACCUGCAGUAUGGGGAAAGUGUGUGGAUCUUCUCCAUGUCAGGAAUGGGUCAGGGACUGUCCAUGUUCCUUGGGGGCGUCAUCAACCGAUAUAUCGGCCCCCGACUCACCACGCUUCUGGGAUCAAUGCUCAUGAGUGCCGGAGUCCAGUUGACGUACUUGUCAGUCCAGCACUCCUUCGUUGCCGUUGUUUUCACGUACGGACUGAUGUUUGGACUGGGUGUCGCUAUAGCUUAUGCAGUGCCCAUGGCCUGUGCAAUGAAG
Molecule: messenger RNA, 446 nt
Organism: Haliotis rubra (blacklip abalone)
Lineage: Eukaryota; Metazoa; Mollusca; Gastropoda; Lepetellida; Haliotidae
Exons: 3
Molecular function (GO): transmembrane transporter activity
Source: RefSeq, a predicted model, not a curated record